AUAGAAAAUGGCAGGCAUUUAUUCCUUGUCGUCCACUCGGGGCAUUAACGGUACAAACGAAAAUAUUCCAGUCAAGAGACCGAAGAUUAUCGAGUCGGGUAAAAUAACUGUCGUUCUUGGAACCCAGUGGGGUGAUGAAGGCAAGGGGAAAGUCGUUGAUUUGCUGUGUGACUCCGCCGACGUUGUCUGCAGGUGUCAGGGUGGUAACAAUGCCGGACAUUCUGUUGUUGUAGAUGGGAAGGAGUACUUUUUCCACAUUCUUCCCAGUGGAAUUGUUAACCCACACUGCAUGGCUGUGAUUGGAAAUGGUGUUGUCAUUCAUUUGCCAAAUCUGUUUGAAGAAGUUGAAAAGAAUUUGAAGCAUGGAUUACCUAACUGGGAAAAACGGCUGCUGAUUUCAGACCGAGCUCACUUGGUGUUUGAUCUACACCAAACAGUGGAUGGCUUACAUGAAUCGAAGAGAGGUAAAAACUUAAUUGGUACCACCAAGAAAGGAAUUGGACCUGCAUAUGCUUCAAAGGCAACUCGUAAUGGUUUGAGGAUAUGUGACCUCAUGGGAAACUUUGAUAACUUCUCUGAAAAAUUCCAAAAUCUAGUGGACCACCACAAGAGAAUGUUUCCGGAUUUGGAUGUUGAUGUUAGUGCUGAGCUUCAAAAGUAUAAAGAGCUGCGGGAGAAGAUUCGUCCGAUGGUGACUGACACAGUCUGCUAUUUGCAUAAGGCAACUAAAGAAGGGAAGAACAUCCUCAUAGAAGGGGCUCAGUCGACGAUAUUGGACAUUGACUUUGGUCUAUAUCCGUAUGUUACAUCAUCAAACUGCAGUGUGGGAGGUGUGUGCACCGGUCUCGGUAUUCCUCCCUGUAAUGUGGGUAAUGUUUUUGGUGUUGUCAAGGCGUAUUUGACAAGAGUGGGAAAAGGUGGAUUUCCUACUGAAUUGAAAGAGGACCUGGGUCAGUUGCUUGCGACUCGCGGUGGAGAGAUUGGCGUGACAACAGGGCGUCCUCGUCGCUGUGGUUGGCUCGAUGCUGUCAUGCUCAAGUUUUCACACAUGGUGAACGGGUUCACAUCUCUAGCAAUAACUAAGCUGGAUAUAUUGGAUGUGUUUGAUGAAAUCAAAAUAGGAGUUGCUUACUAUUUGGAUGGGGAAAAACUGGAGACAUUUCCAGCGUCCGAUGAGAAUUUAAAGAGAGUGGAGGUUGAGUAUAAAACGUUCCCUGGGUGGAGAACCAAUACAGAAGAAACACGUAAAUUUGCUGAUCUGCCGCGUGAAGCGCAAGACUACUGCAAAGCAAUAGAGGAUCUUGUUGGUGUUCCUGUUUGGUGGAUUGGAGUUGGUAAAGCGAGAGAUUCCAUUAUUCAGGUCCACUGACAGUUGUCUGCCAUGGACUAUGUGACACCUGCUGAAGAAAAGAGGAUUUGAUUUUUAUCCACACCUGUACAAUUAUGUAUUCUUAACCCACAUCACACUAACAAACUUACUAUGCAAUGAUAUGUAGCCAGGCCAGGUGGCUGGUUCGUUUGAUGUGGAUUUAUAAUCACACUGGUUCUCGGGUAAAGCAUUUUAUUUAGUAUUGUAAUAUUCAAAUAUUACAAGAACACAGGGUCUGCUCACUUCCUUCCUCUCUCUCUCUCUCUCUCUCUCUCUCUCUCUCUCUCUCUCUCUCUCUCUCUCUCUCUCUCUCUCUCUCUCUCUCUCUCUCUCUCUCUCUCUCUCUCUCUCUCUCCACACUCUCCACACUCUCCACUCUCAUGGUCAUUCAUUCUCUGACUUGUGACUAGUACCACUAUUGCUCUCAUCUUGUAAUAAUCUCAAGUAAUGACUACCUAAACGGUAGAUUUAAUGUCCUAAACAGAUGGAUCAUUCAUGCUAUUUGGCAUGGGAGGAACAAUAUGUAAUUAACAUAAGAACACCAAUGCUGUAGCCAUUUCAUUUUAGUACAGUAAGGGCAACAGACUGACUGAAAUAAACAACUAAAUACUUCUAGUCAUUAAACGUGAUCUAUUAUAUUAUUUUAUUCUAGAAAUAUUUUGUGGGUUUGCAUACUUUAUCACGAAGUUGUUAUAUUUUGAGCAAUGUAAUAUAUUAAGUUUUUUUUUUUUUUUCAAGGACUGUUAACUGUCCAGUGUGGGUAUUGAAAUAUGUUUUCCAUCAAUUGUGGUUUUUGAUUUUCUGAAAUUGACAUUUACACUUUCAAUGAAGUAAAAUAUUUUUUAACUGACAUACUUUUUUAAUAAAUGUAUGUAUAUAUGUUAACUGGUUUAAAUAAGAUGUAGAUCUGUGAAAGCUUUUGCUAAAUUGAGUAUAAUUUUCACAUAUAUUAUUACCUUUUUAUACAAUUUCUUAUACCAAAUGUAAAAACGCCAUUUAAUAUUUGUAUAAUAAUUUCUACAAGUCCCAGUGAACUUUAUAUGGAAGUAUUUUUCUGCAUCCCAGGUUUAGCUCUUUAUGAUAUUUGUGUAACUUUUUUCUCAAAGAUAUAGGAUUUAGACAUAACUUUACUGACAUAGUGCAAACCAUGAAAAAUAAUGGAUGCGAAAUAAUUCUGUGUCAUACAUGGUGAACCUCAAGUCACAAAAUUUAUAUGCAUGCAUUAUUUUCUAGGGUUGGGGGAGGUGGGACAUAGCCCAGUGGUAAAGCGCUCACUUGAUGUGUUGUCGAUUUUGGAUCAGUCUCCGUAACUUUAUAACUACACCAGCAGUGUGGUCUUCCAGCCUGACAUUAGCCUAAUUGACAAGUUAUUUUUUGGCACAUACAAACGGUCAUUUGCAAAAU
Messenger RNA from Gigantopelta aegis, 2773 nucleotides. Its product is annotated as adenylosuccinate synthetase isozyme 1 B-like. Gene Ontology annotation, cellular component: cytoplasm. Gene Ontology annotation, molecular function: GTP binding; adenylosuccinate synthase activity. The coding region runs from base 8 to 1369 and encodes 453 amino acids. NCBI's taxonomy places the organism in Eukaryota, Metazoa, Mollusca, Gastropoda, Neomphalida, Peltospiridae. The transcript is spliced from 13 exons. The record is from RefSeq and is a predicted model, not a curated record. Gene Ontology annotation, biological process: 'de novo' AMP biosynthetic process; IMP metabolic process.